GCUGCUCCUGAGACGUGGUGACCAACCACAGGGCUAGUGCUGCUGCUAAGGAAGGAUGACUGCUGUUGUCGCUUUCUAGAACUAUUAUGAGCGGCUUCGGCCGAAACAGGCUCUUAUAUAGGCCAAAUAGCAUGUUUUCAAUUUCAAGGUAUAUGAUUCUGUCGACCGUGCUUGGGAAGCAAUCACAUAACGACCAAUCAGAGAUCGAAUUUUUCGUUUUGACAAGGCUUGACUAUUUUCAAUAGUACAAUAGUGUGAAUAAUAAAAUUACAAUUAUCUUCUUUUGGGAAGAAUCUUAGAAGAUUUUCCAAUCUAUCGCUGCAAGAACGAAGGAAAUCCAUCGAAUAAUAACCGAUUUAUAAGCAUUUGAAAUUGGACAUAUUUUUCACUUUUUUCGGUUUUAGAUUUUCAUUUCACAUCCCUAUGUAGCCGAACUUCCUGAGAGAAGUAUUCUAAUUCAAAAACCGAUACAACAUGGUAAAUGUACUAACAACGCGUGGUCCGGCCGGCGACCACCCGACGAGCCUUCGGUCCUCUUAGUAUACUUUAAGCGUACGAAAUGAAGCCUACUACUCAGUCUCUUACCAGCAGUCAGCUGGACCGGUCGUUUCUUUUCGCUUAUCUUGCAGUUGUGGCCGUUGCGUUCCGCAAGUGUCGUAGUACAUUCCUAACGACAGAGUGUAACCGCAUUAGGCGUGAAGUGCGGUACGAGAUUUCGAUUUCGGCGAAUAGCGGCUCAAAGCGUGUGAAAAUUGAAGAAGGAAAAAAAGCCGAUUCGCACAUCGGAGCAUCGACGUAGCGAAACACCGUCAAGAGUGGAACAUCAACGACGCACGCAUCGGAAAAGUUAUGCAGGCGGAAAAAUGUACACAAUGAUCAGGUUGCUAAUAUUGUCACUGUUGUGCAUCGGGACUCAUUCGAGCUAUGCACUGCCACCGUCCACGUUUGGCGAAGCGCUAGCAAGCGCCGGCGAGUUGUCCAACAAGUUGAAGGAAACAACCGCAUGGAAAACCUUUACCGGCAUCGCACGCGAGUCGGAUUCAAUCAACUCGCUGGUGCGAAUCAUCCCCCAAACCACGAUGGGAUUCGUGCGGGAAGUGGUCAACUCGUUCCGGCAACAAAGAGAAACUAAGGCGAUCGUGGUGACGCGGGCCGGUGCCGUCCAGGGUCGCAUCCAGCGAGUGAAAGGAAGCACUAAGGGUGAAUUCUACGCCUUUAAGGGUAUCCGAUAUGGACAGGCACCGGUUGGAAAGCUGCGCUUCAAAGCACCCCUACCGGAGCAGCCAUGGAAGGGCAUCCGGAACGCCAUGCGGGAAGGAUCGGUUUGUCCCCACAAAAGUGUAAUUCUCGACAACUUCAAAGGCACUGAGGAUUGCUUGUUCAUCAACGUUUACACACCUGAUUUGCCAGCUGAAAACUAUGUCCCAAACUUUCCUGUAAUGGUUUGGAUCCAUGGAGGAGCUUUCUCGUUCGGAUCAGGUAAUGCAUUCCUCUACGGUCCGGAUUAUCUCGUGCCGGAAGGUGUUGUUUUAGUAUCGUUUAACUAUCGACUGGGUCCGUUGGGCUUUUUAAGUGUUGGCAAGGAUGCGCCUGGUAAUGCUGGUAUAAAGGAUCAAAUACUAGCGCUCAAGUGGGUUCAGGAAAACAUAGCCGCCUUCGGUGGCGAUCCAAACAGUGUCACCAUAUUCGGUCAAUCGGCCGGUUCGGUUUCUACGCAUAUGCUGAUGAUGUCGCCGCUGGCCAAGGGACUAUUCCACAGAGCAAUCGCACAGAGUGGAACAGCGUUGAAUCCAUGGGCAAUCUCAAGAACACCCAAAGAACGUGGUUUUCUGCUGGGACAACAGUUGGGUUGUCACACGAACAGUACGGACGAACUAUUAAGUUGCCUGCGCAAAGCUAGCCCGCAGAAGAUUGUCAAUGCUGCUGGCAAAACUAUUACACAACAAGAUGUAAAACGAAGCAUCGGUUUGCCGUUCGUGCCGUCGAUUGAAAAUUGGACCGGUGACGAUGCAUCCAACGAGGCUCCAGUGAUUUCCGAUGAACCGAUGAUGAUCAUGAAACGGGGCUCCUAUAACCACGUGCCACUCAUUGCAGGCUUCAAUUCACACGAAGCUAUGCUGUUCAUGAGGAGAUUACGCAGAGAUCCAAAUUUGUUGAAAAAUAUUGACGAAGAUUUUCAGCGGCUGAUUCCUACGGAUUUACACGUCAAUCGAGACACUAAUAAUGGGGCCUUAAUCGCCCAAGAUAUGCGAAAUUUUUACCUCAACGGAGAGCACAUCGGCAAUACAUCAAUUCAGGACAUGAUGAACCUUAUGUCCGAUGCGAUGUUUCUGCAUGGCAUAACCGACUUCGCUCGGCUACACGCCACCAGCGAUGAACGGGACUCGACCUGGCUGUACAGAUUCGCUUACGAUGGCGCACUCGGUAUCUACAAGCGGAUACUGGGAAUCGAUUGGCCCGGUGCAUGCCACGGAGACGAGCUGGGCUAUCUGUUCCGCUUCGGGGUGCUUAAUAUCCGGCUGGAUAAUACGUCGACGGAGUUGCAGAUAAUGUCCAAGAUGACUAGGAUGUGGACGAACUUUGCAAAAUACAGCAAUCCCACACCCUACGGUCCUGAGGAUACUUUGCUGGGCGUACGCUGGCCUAGCGUAAUACCACACACCAUGACAGAACUUCCGUAUUUGGAUAUCACAUCCGAGUUAACACCUCGUAGCAAUCCCGAAGCGGAACGCCUUCGCUUUUGGGAUACAAAAUACGCAAAGUACAAUGGGGACAUAUUUUAGUUUCUCCUCUCAUAGUGAACGGGUGCUUACAUUUUCCGAAUAGGAAUAUAUUAACUACCGGAAUAAUCGCUAACUUCCCGUUAGCUUAAAGUAUUUCGUUUGUGUAUUAGGUUUUUUAUGUGCAUGAUCUUGUACCAGAUCUACUCGCAAAUCAGACCGAUUAGAUUAGCGAGCGUGUAGAUGCCAUUUUAGUGAUCGACCAAUCAGGUACGGUUCCCAGUGAGUGACGGCUGUAGAAAAGCAUACGUUCGUAUAGGAAUAGAUAGAACAAACCAACUGACUGACUGACUAUGACACUAGCAAAUAAACCAACUAACUAAAA
Wyeomyia smithii (pitcher-plant mosquito) is the source of this 3105-nucleotide messenger RNA. RefSeq names its product juvenile hormone esterase. The record is from RefSeq and is a predicted model, not a curated record. Bases 864 to 2783 code for a protein of 639 amino acids. Gene Ontology annotation, molecular function: hydrolase activity. Lineage: Eukaryota; Metazoa; Arthropoda; Insecta; Diptera; Culicidae. The transcript has 9 exons.